UAAAUAGUAAUUAUUAUAUAAUAUUAUAGUGCUUUACACUGUGUUGUGCAACAUACAGAAAUGUUUGAAGUUAAGUGAUUAGACAAUUUUGUAGUCAGUUCAGUUUAUUUAUUGAAAUAUAAAAAACUUCAGAAACUAUAUAGUUAAAAUUUUAGCCAACAUAUUGAAUCACAACAAGCACAGUCUCAUAUUAGAUGGCCAACCUUUAUAAAAACUAUUUGAAACUGUUAAAACAAUGGCCAUUGGAUCCCAGUAAGACUGGCAGAGAUCUGGGUGAGCACAUACGCAAAGAAGUGGGAGCAGCUUUUAGCUCUGGUGAUUCCUUCCGCGGUGAUACCACAAAGUGCAUAAAGAAGUACGAGUCCCUCAAACGUCUUGCUGACAACUACUACUGUAACAAAUACAAGCGAUCGAUUCAAGCAUCAGCAUCAGGACUCAGUGUUCAUCAUUGUACUUCUGUAUUAUCCAAAGAAUCUCUUGAGAUUUUAAAUAAACACAAUGAAGGCUUUUUUAAAACAACUUUUAACAAAAUUAAGGACAAAAUCAGUCCGUCAUCUCAGCAGCAGGCCCCACAAGCCAGUACUGCUGGAAGAAGCAAUUAGAUAUCUGUCACCACAAAAUGGCCACAACAUCAUAGACAUGACAUUCGGUGCUGGGGGACAUACAGAAAGAAUUUUGCAAGAAAAUGAUACAACAGUUGUUUAUUGUUUGGACAGAGACCCAACAGCAUGUGCCAUGGCAAAACAACUUUCUGAACGUUAUCCAAACAGGGUGGUACCUUUAAAGGGAAAAUUUAGUGAUUUGCCAGUUUUGUUAAAAAAUUUAGGAUGCAAAAUGAAUAGUUUUGAUGGUAUUUUAUUUGAUUUUGGUGCUUCUUCUAUGCAAUUUGACACAGCUUCUAGAGGUUUUUCAAUUAGUAAGAAUGGCCCUUUGGAUAUGCGAAUGGAUCCCGAAGAACAGACAGUUACAGCAGCAGACGUGUUAGCCAAAGCUGAUCAAUCAGAUCUGUAUAAAAUAUUUAAAGUAUACGGAGAAGAAAAACACUCAAAAAAAAUUGCAAAUGCUGUUAUUGAAGCAAGGUAUUUAUUCAAACCAUUAAAAACUACGCGUGAUUUUUGUGAGCUUGUUCAAAAUGUUUGUGACAAUGAGAUGAGAAGCGAUAUGUUACAUAGGCCAUCACAUCCGGCCACUAAAGUGUUCCAAGCAUUACGCAUAUUUGUCAACAACGAAUUGAACGAAAUCAACCAUAGCAUAGUGUUGGCAAGUCAUUAUUUGAAAAUGGGUGGAGUGAUGGUGACAGUUGCUUUUCAUUCCCUAGAAGAUACCAUAGUAAAACGACACAUUCAGGGUAAUAUCAAUGAAAACAUGGCUAACACUCUACCCUUGAAGUAUAUUAACCCAAUGCAGGCCUAUGAUAAGGAGUUUAUGAGUGUAGUAAAUGACACUUGUUGGCAUCAAAUCCACAAACAUGUAAUAACUCCAAGUGUUGAAGAGGUUGAAUCAAAUCCUAGAAGCAGAUCAGCACGUCUCAGGGCAGCUGUUCGAAUCAAAUAGUUUCUAUUAUAUCUAGUUUUUGUUAGAAUCGUCAUUUUAUUUUUGUAGAUUAUGUAUAAUUAUAUUUAUAUAUUUUUCUUAAAAUAUAAUUAUUUAAUUUUCAUGCAAGUAA
This is a messenger RNA of Rhopalosiphum maidis (corn leaf aphid), 1666 nucleotides long. Its product is annotated as probable methyltransferase-like protein 15 homolog. The transcript has 4 exons. Lineage: Eukaryota; Metazoa; Arthropoda; Insecta; Hemiptera; Aphididae. Gene Ontology annotation, molecular function: rRNA (cytosine-N4-)-methyltransferase activity. Gene Ontology annotation, biological process: rRNA base methylation. The record is from RefSeq and is a predicted model, not a curated record. Bases 499 to 1554 code for a protein of 351 amino acids.